Acanthosepion pharaonis is the source of this 468-nucleotide messenger RNA. The record is from the annotation of a GenBank genome assembly. Lineage: Eukaryota; Metazoa; Mollusca; Cephalopoda; Sepiida; Sepiidae.
AUGAACCAGAGCAAAAUUACCACCACAGUUGGACUAAACAUUGGCAAAAUCGAUAUCAGCAGUGUCCGAUUAAACUUCUGGGACCUUGGUGGUCAAGAAGAGCUUCAGUCUCUCUGGGAUAAGUAUUACGCUGAAUCUCAUGCUAUCAUCUAUAUUGUGGAUUCUUCUGACCGAGAACGGCUUGAAGAAUCCAAAGAAGCUUUUGACAGGAUGAUCUCCAAUGAAGCACUGUUGACAGUUCCUCUUCUCCUUUUAGCAAAUAAGCAAGAUUUACAAGGAUGUCUUCCACUUGAAGAGGUAAAAAAACUUUUCAGUACAAGUCCUGCACUGAUUGGUCAAAGAGACUGCAAGGCUGAUGCAGUGUCUGCUCUGAAAGGGGAUGGUGUGCAUGAAGGAAUUGACUGGUUAGUGCAGGCUGUACAACGCAACAGCAUGAAUCGACCACCCACACAGAAAGACAUCACUUAG